Strongylocentrotus purpuratus (purple sea urchin) is the source of this 1808-nucleotide messenger RNA. RefSeq names its product 39S ribosomal protein L9, mitochondrial (gene mrpl9). The coding region runs from base 300 to 1022 and encodes 240 amino acids. NCBI's taxonomy places the organism in Eukaryota, Metazoa, Echinodermata, Echinoidea, Camarodonta, Strongylocentrotidae. Gene Ontology annotation, cellular component: ribosome; mitochondrion. The record is from RefSeq and is a predicted model, not a curated record. The transcript has 9 exons. Gene Ontology annotation, biological process: translation. Gene Ontology annotation, molecular function: structural constituent of ribosome.
UAGUAGAUCUAAUGCUGUUUAAUGAGUUAUACGUAUUCCUAGGAGAAGUUCAUGAUCUUAUUUAACUCCAUAUGAGUCAAGUCUAGGUAUUCAAAAGGUACCGUAGCUACGUACGAGUCAGCCCAGCUUGACCAACGAACUCUCACGAAACGAGUGCUCUGAUUGGCCAUUUGGCUAUGUUUUGGUAGGUUGACCCGGAAAUAUUUUGGCCGCCGGGUCAUAUAGCCCUAUGUUCGAGUGAAUGAACGUACUGUUUCACAGUUGGGAGAUACAAAUUGGAUAAUUCAUAUAAUGUCAUCAUGUUUUCGUCAGUCAGCCAAUCAUUAUGGAAUCGAUCCGCUCAGCUCAUGGGUUGUGUUUGUAGAGGCUCAGCAGCAGUACAAUGGCAACAGUUAAGAACUGUAGUUGUAGUGCGUCGACUUUUCCCACCACCUGUGCCCAAACUUGGAGAGAAAUACACGAGGCAAAAGAAGAGCCACAAGGUUUACAUCAUAGAAGAGGAUACAACGCAUCGAGCAAGACAAAAGCUCAAACUUAUCCUCACAGAAGAUGUACCAAAGAUAGGUAACCGAGGAGAGGUAGUAAUGGUGGAUAAGAGGAUAGGCAGGAACAAACUGAUACCAUCUGGAGCUGCAGUAUAUGCUUCACCUGAAAAUAUCAAGGAAUUUGUGAUGACAAUACAGAAAGAGAAAGUGGAGUCAACAGAGGAAGGAAGACUCUCUCCCAUGGCAAUGAAGACUAUUAAGCAUCUGCAGAAGAACAUGUUGGAAGUGAGAAUGCAUGCAGAUUCUGAAUGGACUGAAGUAACCAAGGAUCAUGUGAUUCAUGCUUUCAAGCAAAGGCUUGGUGUAGUUGUGUCUGAACAUGCUCUGAAACUUCCAGAUGAAACAAUCACCACAUGUGGCACAUACCCAGUGGAAGUGACUAUCAAUGGCAUUGACACGGUCCCCAUGGAAAUGGAGGUAAUUAACUUCUUGCCUAAGAGGAGAGGAACACGAGAAAUAGCGGAGGAGGAAAGUUGAGAGGAUACAUGAUGUCAAAUUAUGAAGAAAAUAGGUUCUUUUUACAGUAAAAAGUAAUAGGUGAUCACCUCAGUAUGAUUUUAAUAAGCAGCAGAUUUGUUAUGUGCCCAACAGAACAUUGAAGUGACAUUCCUCAUAGUGAAUUAUCAGUUGCCUUAUACAGAUGGUUAAUUUGCAUGGGGAAUGAGGAAAGAGUAUACAGACCAUUCAAUGUGCAUUCACAUUUCAGAAUUAAGGCUUACAUACUACAUGUGAUCAUUUUAUUUGUAUUUGAGAAACUUGAGAGAUUGAGAUAUUAGAGAAAUGGGUGUAGUUCAUAGAACCAGGAAUUUAUUCUUCCCUCUCCCCCCCCCCCCCCCUCCCCAAAAUCAGAAACAUGAUGCAUUUAGAGAAUCAUUUGAUGUAAAUUAUGUUUGAUAAUUGAGGGGUUAAGUGCAAAUUAGUGCUAACCCUUAGUUUCUGAAAAUGAGUUAUUUACAUCAUGUAUCUUGCCCACCAUUCUAGUACCUGUAAAAUGUUCUAUCCAAGCAAAUAACUUAUCAAAUAAUGGAGGCUCAGGCAGCAUAUAAUCCUGCAUUGUGUUAUAACCCAAAACUUUGUUAUUUAUCUCAGAAUUAGAUGCUUUUUGCUUUAGCAAGAUCUUGCAUCGACCAUGCAAAAUUCCAAAUGGGAGUAGGAUUCAAAUUCACUCAAGGAGAGACAAAGGGCAAUUUUAGUCUAAAACAGCAGUUAGUCAAAUAAUAUGAGAUACUGUGCUCUACAUUGAAUAAAUGUUAUUAUACAAUU